Molecule: messenger RNA, 1870 nt
Organism: Cicer arietinum (chickpea)
Lineage: Eukaryota; Viridiplantae; Streptophyta; Magnoliopsida; Fabales; Fabaceae
Source: RefSeq, a predicted model, not a curated record
CUAGACCACUCCUCUGCAUCUUUUUUAUUUUUACACACUCUUCUCUUCUUUCUUUUAUUUAUUUUUUAUUUGGGUAUUUUCUAUUUGUAUUUGGUGGGUCCCUUAGCCUGCAAAAACAAGCGCACACACAGCUGUAUCAUUAUUAAAUCUUCCUCAACCAGCAACUUCUUCAACUUCCCUUCUAACUGCUUCACACCCAUAACCAUUACCCUCUCUCUCUGAUUUUCUUCUACCUUUUUCUUAUUCUUCACCACCAUGGCUAAAUCUUCUGAAGACACCGAGUUCGACAAAGAGAACAACAAAAAUGAGAUUCAAACUGCGUUCGACGCCGUCUUGGGCUUCCCUUCUGAGUUUCCUUACGAGUUUGACUCGUUUGAAACUAAUAACAACGACGAAGAAGAUUUCUUUGCUGCUCUAACUCGUCGACUUAAUCAAGCUUCGAUUCACGAAGCUCAGAAGCAAGUCACUGUUCCCAUUCUCAACAACGAGAAAACUCAGAUUCAUGAGAAGGUUCAAGUUAUGGCCGGUUCGCCUCAGUCCACGUUAACCGGAAUCGGAAGCUGGUCGGGUCUUAGCGGCGGCGAAUCAAGCGACGGAAGUCCGAACGGUUCGACUCGUGUUCCUUCUCCGACGACGGUGCCGUGUUCCACCGGGAACGAUGCUUGGGAGGUUUUGUACGCCGCCGCGGGUCAGGUCGCGAAGUUGAAGAUGUACGAUGAAGGGUCAUCGUUCGAAUUGAUGAACACACGUGGGCUUCCGCCACCUACUGCGGUGGAGAAUCGCGCCGCCGCGCUUUUCUCAAACCCUAAUUCUUCUCAUGUUCAGUACCAGCAACAACAAGUAAAGCAACAGUGUGGUUCUAUCUGGGGAAGACAAGCCCACUCUCAGGCCCAAGCACAAGCCCAUGCAAAGGCUACUAACUGGUCUUCUCAGUUGAUUCAGAACCGAGUAUAUGAUUACGAGAAUGUGAAAUGCACGCGCGCUAUGUCUGGUUCAGCGUGGCUUUCACCUCUUCAAGUGAAAAACCCAAAUAAUAACCCGAUUGCUUUUAGCGGAUCCGGGUCGCGACCCGUUUUACAAAGUGGAUCUAGUGUUAAAAGAGGAUGUGGAGGAACAGGGGUGUUCUUACCUCGUCAAUAUGGGGUCCCUCCUUCGGAAUCUCGCAGGAAAACAAGUUGUGCACCUAUUUUGGUCCCAGCGAAAGUAAUUCAUGCUCUAAAUUUGAACGUUGAUGACUUUAAUGGUGGUCGACAACCUCGUUUCUCGAGUGAUUUUGGCGUGGAUUAUGAUGCUUUGUUGGCAAGAAGAAAUGCUCUUCUGAUGCAGCAGAGAUUAAGCAUGCGGAGAGAAGAGGCUGCGAGUUACGAAGUUCGUUUGCCUCAGGAAUGGACUUACUGAUUCAUUUUAAUAAUAGUUCAAAAAAAGAUUCAAUUUCCUCAGCAAUGGAGAAGAAAAUAGUGAAAUUAGAAGGGUUGUGAUUUUUAGUUUUCUUUUUUAUAAUAAUUUUGAAGUUAAAAGAUAAGAUUUAAGAAUGUGUUUUGGGUAGUUUAGUGUCAAUAAAACAUCCGGUUUUUGUGAGAGAUGCAGCUUUUGGAACACUUGUAGUUGGAAGAAAAGUGAAAAAUGUUAGAUAGGGAGUUUUGUCUUUUGAUUAUUAUUAUUAUUAUAUUAUUAAUAUUUGUAAUAAGGCAAAGUGGUUGUUUUCUUCCAUCUUAUAUUAUUACGUCGAUGGAAGAAGAGUAAAGGGCUUAUUAGCAUUAGUUAUAAAGUAUUGAAAGUUUGCUCAUAAACUAUUUGUAAAAGCUCUUUUUGACAAGAAGCUCUUCCUCAUUAAUGAAUGAAUAUUAUAUUAAAUGGAAUAGUGAAUGUA